Molecule: messenger RNA, 1650 nt
Organism: Aspergillus fijiensis CBS 313.89
Lineage: Eukaryota; Fungi; Ascomycota; Eurotiomycetes; Eurotiales; Aspergillaceae
Product: Zn(II)2Cys6 transcription factor
Exons: 3
Coding region: 1-1650 (549 amino acids)
Biological process (GO): regulation of DNA-templated transcription; DNA-templated transcription
Molecular function (GO): DNA binding; zinc ion binding; DNA-binding transcription factor activity, RNA polymerase II-specific
Source: RefSeq, a predicted model, not a curated record
AUGCCCCCUCUCCGGCCCCAUUCUCAGCGCAUUGACAUUUCCACACAAGCUUGCGAUCUCUGCCGGAAGCGCAAGGUCAAAUGUCAGCUCCCAGACUCUCCAUCUGGAACACCAAAUUCACGAUGCGCGCGCUGCGAGCGAUUGAAUCGGCCUUGCACCUUUCUCGCCCCCUGUAAAACCAGAGGCCCGAAAAAACGGUCCCAAAUCAGUGUGGUCCAGGCCGUGGUACAACAGCCCCCGCCAGCGAAUGACAGCCAUCGCAAGGCAGGCAUCUGCGCCGCGGACGAUCUGUGCGAGGAAACUCUCUUCCACCGCAUCAUGCAAGAUUAUCUGGACCACGUCUACCCCCUCGUUCCCAUCGUUCACCGCCCCUCUUUCCAAGAAUGCCUGCGCCGAGGCCGACACGAGGAAGACACUGGGUUCCUUGCCUUGACCGUCGCCAUUGCCGCAGUGGUUGUCGCGACGAUGCCCAGCAAGUUCCGGUCGUACCGAUCGCACGACCCUCCCUUGCGCUUUGCCACGCGCCGCGAGAUGGUUCGCUUCUGCUACGAGAAGAACCUGGGCUUGAGGACGUCCUACUAUUUUGACGAGAUCAAUUUCCAGAAGUUUGCCGCCUCCUUCCUGCUCUUCGCUGCCUUUCUGCAGCUGGGAGACCAUAAUCGCGCCCGGAUGCUGGAUGUGGAGUCGAUGCAGUUCGCUCGUCUUCUGAAUCUCCAUUCUAUCUCGGCUUACGACGGGCUCAAUUCCAUUGAGACGCAAUUGCGGAAGAAGGGCUUCUGGUUGGUGUUUUAUGGGUUUGUCCAUUCGCAAUUGCAGAAUAUGCUCGGCGAGCGGCUCUCGUAUCUAGAUCCUGUUCAGCUCCAACUAAUCAACCCCGACGAUCUGAUGCCCCUCGAGGUUGACGACGAGUUUAUCUUCGAGCACGAGGUGCUGAUGCCGCCUGUCCCGACAUCAUGUCUGACCACCGGAUUCAAUAUUCACUCACGCGUCUUCUGGGCUGCCAUCCGCAGCCCUCAUCCGAAGAACGGCCUAGCCGAACCUUGCGCUUGUGUUCGAGCCCAAGACACUGAUGUCCGGUUGGCAUACCUGCGGGACCGGCUACAGUGUAUGCAGAAUUUGCUGCACGAUGUGCCACCAUCGCUGCGGCUCUGGGAAGUAUCGGGCAACUCCCUCCAGGAUCUGGCUUCGGAUGAAUUCUCUGCUCUGCUACGGUCGUCGUUUGAGUCCAUGCGUGUCAACAUCCACGUUACUCAUCUCUGGCUGCAGAGCCUGCUCCUUGACCAAUUAGAGGCUUCGCAGGCGGCGCAAGGUCUGUCAGCAGCCGAUAGCCCGGGCUUGAACACAUCCCUUGCAGACACAAGAAUGCUCUGGCAGACAAGGGAGGAGCUUUGUCGUCAGCUUUUCUUUCUGCUCUACAAUGUUCCGGAACUCAACCUGGAAAUCAACGGUCUUCAUCUAGCCUACAAAGUGCGGGAUAUCGCCUCCGUCAUGUUGAAUUGCCCGUUCCAGGCCGGCGAGCCUGAAGCAGAAAGAGCGGCAGAGUACAUCCGUCUCGCUACCGAGAUACUGUCUCGGCUUGACACCAGUGAAAGUGUGAAUACGAUGAAUUUACAGGCCUGGGUCGAUACAGAUCGUAUUCGCCCAACAUGA